GGAUGGUUGAGGUUUCUCCGUACCAGAUAGACGGCUGAAGGUCUCGUUCCCCAGGGUCAUUUAGUGUUUUCGACUUUGCACAUUCCGAUUGGACGCGCCAAUAUGAGUACCAAAACACUGGUCGUUGGCGCAGACAGAGAGCUGUCGCCUGGUCGCGUGGAAGCUGGUCCUGUGCCGAAACCGAGUGACCAGGAACCCGCUAUUGUUCACAAUGAGGAGAGCCAGAAUCUCUCGCGGAGUCUGCAGCAGCGCCAUACGCAGAUGAUUGCGAUCGCCGGUGCGAUUGGAACGGGUCUUUUCCUUGGCCUGGGAGGAUCAAUCCAAACAGGCGGUCCGCUGGGUGCAUUGCUAGGGUACUCGCUCGUAGGGCUGGUCGUGUGCGCCAUCCAGAUUGCUCUCGGCGAAGUCUCGGCGCUCAUGCCUGCGACAGGCUCGUUUGUCCGUCAUGUGGAGAUCCUGAUUGAUCCUGGGCUAGCAUUUGCGAUCGGUUGGAACGUCGUGUAUGGAGCUUACAUGUCGGUUCCGAGCGAGAUCGCAGCCUCGGUUGUGCUGAUCCAAUACUGGACGGAUCUGAACGCUGCUAUUUGGAUCACAAUCCUGAUUGUGCUAUCGGCAUCGAUCGCUCUUCUUUCGGUACGAGUAUACGGCGAGAUCGAGUUUAGUCUUGCAGUGAUCAAGGUCCUGUUGGUGAUUGGUAUCAUUCUGAUGGGGCUGGUCAUCGAUCUGGGUGGCGUGCCGGGUCAGGAUCGUCUGGGGUUUCGGUAUUGGAAGGACCCCGGGCCGUUUGUUGAGUACAUCGCGACAGGGUCAUGGGGUCGCUUCGUUGGAUUCUGGGCUGUCAUGACCAACGCCGUAUAUUCCUUCGCAGGCGUGGAGAGUCUGGCGAUGGCUGCUGCAGAAAUGCGCAACCCUCGACAGAAUAUCCCCCGAGCGUGCAAGAGAGUGUUUGUACGGGUCACGUUAUUCUAUUUCCUGGCUGUUCUAAUCGUGGGGAUGUUGGUGCGCAGUGAUGAUCCUCGACUUGGAGACGAGUCGGGAACUGCAGCACAGAGUCCCUUCGUCAUUGCCGCGGUGCGUGCCGGCAUCAAGGUGGUGCCAUCGAUCAUCAACGCCGGCGUGCUGAGCUCGGCAUGGUCUGCUUCGAACCAGAGUAUGCUGGCGGGGACUCGAACAUUGUAUGGAUUGGCUUUGAAGGGUCAUGCCCCGAAGAUAUUCUUGCGAACGACGAAGGGCGGCGUUCCGUACGUGUGCUCAGCACUGCAGAUUGCAGUUUCAUGCUUGGCCUAUCUCAGUUGCUCCAACGGAGCCUAUACGGUGUUCAACUGGUUCCUGGCGUUGACCUCGGCGGGAGUUCUCAUCUCGUGGAUUACGAUUGCAUUCAACCACAUCCGAAUGCUGAACGCCUUCAAGGUUCAGAAAGUAUCUCCGCACAAGCUGCCGUGGCACAAUACUUGGUCUUUGUACACCUCGUGGUUUGCCUUGAUAAUGUGCCUGAUCUUCUUGCUCACGGGAGGUUUUGUCGUGUUUACUCGAGGGAACUGGGAUCCAUCAUGGUUCGUCUCAUCUUAUCUGGACAUCCCACUUGUUCUGUCGUUAUACCUUGGGUACAAGUUCAUCAAGAAGACCAAGCUUGUUUCGUUGCACGACAUUCCGAUCGGCCAAGCGCUGUACGAAGCUGAGAAUGACGUUGAAAACGAGCCAGUCAAGACAAGCAAGUGGUCUCGGUUUAAUAUUAUCUGGGGAUAGAUCGAAGUUUGUUGACACGAUAGUCAAGUAUGAGGCGAAGAAUCGCACAUAGUAUUCUUAUUUAGGUCGCAGUAAUGAUAUAUAUAG
Aspergillus steynii IBT 23096 is the source of this 1833-nucleotide messenger RNA. Its product is annotated as aromatic amino acid and leucine permease. Gene Ontology annotation, cellular component: membrane. Gene Ontology annotation, molecular function: amino acid transmembrane transporter activity. The transcript has 4 exons. Gene Ontology annotation, biological process: amino acid transmembrane transport. The record is from RefSeq and is a predicted model, not a curated record. The coding region runs from base 103 to 1746 and encodes 547 amino acids. NCBI's taxonomy places the organism in Eukaryota, Fungi, Ascomycota, Eurotiomycetes, Eurotiales, Aspergillaceae.